UUCUGGGCUUUACUCCCCUAUCAUCAGUCAACAUACAGCCAACUCCUCCUAUUCUGUUGUUACGCAUAUUCAUACUACCUCUUUGGCAAAAGACAAAACACCAACUCAACUGCUGUUAAGGGAAACUGCUUCUUUUAGGUGACCCCGUAGGAUUUUACACAGUAGGACUGUGUAUUUUUUUGCGCUUUCCUUGAUUUUUCUCUGCCAAGAAAAAGUAGUUUGAAUGAUAUAAACCAACUGCUUUAUUCAUCACCCUGGACUGUUGAACCUGGAGGAGGAGGAGGAGAAGAAGAAUUUCUGACAACCUCACAGUCUGUUUUUUCGCUCUUGUUUUUUUUUUGUUGGUUUAAAUAUCGAUAAGCGAUAGGCAAUUUGACGUUUUGAGGCUUCCCAGCUGUCCGUCUGCCCGUCUUUUGGCCUUUUCCAUUUUUACAGUUAUUCGGUUGAUUUUAUUUUUGUUUGUUUGUUUUUAUAUAGAAAAUGGAGAGUUUGUCAAUGCCUUUCAGACUUCCGAAAUCCUGAACUCUUACUCCCGGCGAGGAGGAGGCUCCGCUGCUCAGACCAAUGCAACGGGGGCUUCCAUGUAGUUAUGUUCAUUCCACAUAAAUGGAAAAUACAGCAUACAACGUACACUAGGCAAUAGAGUUGAAAAACAAUAAUAAUAAUUCAUGCGCAAAAAAAUGAUGCCAUCAAGAUAGCGGAAUCUGUGCGGCCAUUAAUGAAUUAAUCAUAGCUUAUUAAUAAUGAGAACUGCGGAGAUUCAGAUGACGGUUUCCAUUGGCAGAUGAGACGUAUUGUGGAGAACACGUGUCCAAUUUUUCCCUCAUAUUUUUUUGUUCCCUGAUCUGGAGUUCUCACUUCUUAUCGCAAGAAAGGAAAGCCCCCCCAAAGAUUCUGAAUUUCCAGUGCCCGUUAUUGCGCAGGGGUUUUUUUUUUUGCCACUGAUGGACAUCUUGGCUUGCAGAUCGGAAGAGAACAGUUAUAAUAUUCUCCCAUCUGCUGCGACGAUGCUUUUCCAUGGCCUCCCUGGAGGCGACGUGCACGGUGUGGUGGAGGAAAUGGACCGGAGAGGAAAGGGCGAGUCAGCGGCCAUCAGUUCAGCCAUCGAUAUGGGAGAGUCGGAGACGAGCCUGCCGUGCGGCGGGGAGCGCUCGGCCCUGUGCGCCGGCUGCGGCCGCAGGAUCGCGGACCGUUAUUACCUGCUCGCCGUGGACAAACAGUGGCACAUGCGCUGCCUCAAGUGCUGCGAGUGCAAACUCAACCUGGAGUCCGAGCUCACCUGCUUCAGCAAGGACGGGAGCAUCUACUGCAAAGAGGACUAUUACAGAAGAUUUUCGGUGCAGAGAUGCGCUCGGUGCCACCUGGGGAUCUCCGCGUCGGAGAUGGUGAUGCGCGCCCGGGACAUGGUGUACCACCUGAGCUGCUUCACCUGCACCACCUGCAGCAAGAUGCUCACCACCGGGGACCACUUCGGCAUGAAGGACAGCCUGGUGUACUGCCGCCUGCACUUUGAGACUCUCAUCCAGGGAGAAUACCAGACACACUUUAACCACGCAGACGUGGUGUCGUCGCACAAGGGCCUGGGCCCGAACAACGCGCUCGGACUAUCCUACUUUAACGGCGUGGGGACGGUACAGAAAGGCCGACCGAGGAAGAGGAAGAGCCCGGGUCCUGGGGCCGAGCUGGCCGCUUACAACGCAGCACUGAGCUGUAAUGAGAAUGAUGGGGAAUCGAUGGAGCGGGACUCCCAGUACAGUUCCAGUCAGAAGACCAAGCGCAUGCGGACGUCGUUUAAACACCACCAGCUCCGGACCAUGAAGUCCUACUUCGCCAUCAACCACAACCCCGACGCCAAGGACCUCAAGCAGCUCGCACAGAAGACCGGCCUCACCAAGCGGGUCCUGCAGGUUUGGUUCCAAAACGCUCGGGCCAAGUUUCGAAGGAACCUGCUCCGGCAGGAGAGCAGUGGGGUGGACAAGACGUCUGACGGCUCCACACUCCAAGGCGGGACGCCCUCAGGCCCGGCCUCGGAGAUCUCCAACGCCUCCAUGAGCCCGUCCAGCACCCCCACCACCCUAACGGACCUGACUAACCCCACCAUGCCCACCGUCACCUCCGUACUCACCUCAGUGCCGGGCAGCAUGGACGUCCACGAGUGCCGGAGCCCUUCACAGACCACACUGACCAGCCUCUUCUGAUGGCCUGAACCUGAACCCCCCCCUGGAACACACUCCCACCCCAAUCCCCCGCUCCUUUUGGAUUUAAAAACUGAGCACUGUUCACACUUUUGAACAUUAAACAGAUUUGAAAUGAGAGGGGAAUACAUGCUCUGAGUCUGUUAGAGACUGUUUGCAUAGUGAGGAGCGCUGGGCAUUUCAGACUGAACAUUGUUGUAAUUUUGAUGUUGUCUUGUUGAGAACUGAGAAGACUUGAUUUGCAUUUUUCACUGUUUACUGACAGAAUCUACAGAGAGAAAAAAAAAUUGGAAAGGAUUUUUUUUCCAGCACAGUAUUUAUGUUGUUGUACAAGAGUCACUGGUAGAGGAUUGUCUUUUUUUUCUUUCUUUUUUUUUCAUUUUUGGAAAUCUGAGAUUAAAAACCAGGUUACAGUACCUCUGCCUGCCACAUGCCUUUCACUUCAUUUAUCUUGACUGCUGUUCUCAAAGGUGGAUUACACAUGAAUGAUUUAAUUCAGUGAAGGGUAAAUAAG
Molecule: messenger RNA, 2709 nt
Organism: Cololabis saira (Pacific saury)
Lineage: Eukaryota; Metazoa; Chordata; Actinopteri; Beloniformes; Belonidae
Gene: lhx2b
Product: LIM homeobox 2b
Exons: 5
Coding region: 945-2198 (417 amino acids)
Biological process (GO): regulation of transcription by RNA polymerase II; neuron differentiation
Cellular component (GO): nucleus
Molecular function (GO): RNA polymerase II transcription regulatory region sequence-specific DNA binding; DNA-binding transcription factor activity, RNA polymerase II-specific
Source: RefSeq, a predicted model, not a curated record